CUAGAUCUAGUGCCGGUAGAGAUGCAGCACUAUAACAACAACUACUACUACUACUACAACUACAAUCUGAGCUACGAGCCGCCGGGCGAUCGUUGGGCGGUGGGCAGCGUCGGCAGCGGGAUAAGCGGAAGCAGUCGGUUGCAGCAGCUCAAGCGAAGGACACGGUACGAGCUGCAGCAAUGGCCGCUGCUCAUGCAGCUGCUGCUGUUUGUCAUGUGGCUGAAUGCCAAGUUCUGGCAGUUGGUCAACGAACAGGUGACCUACCGCCGCCGCAGGUGGCAUUGAGGGAACGAGAAGGAGGAGCAGGAACAAGUGCGACGACGGGUGUUGCUGGGUAUGAGUUCGAUCUAGCUUAAGUUGUGAAAAUUAUGCCCACACUCUUUCAAAAUCUCAUCUCAAUAAAAAUAAUCAAAAUGCGCUGCGUAGUGGAAGCAGUGCAACCACA
Messenger RNA from Drosophila bipectinata, 445 nucleotides. Lineage: Eukaryota; Metazoa; Arthropoda; Insecta; Diptera; Drosophilidae. The record is from RefSeq and is a predicted model, not a curated record.